AUGAAGAAGUUGAAGUAUUUGUUUGAUUUUCCUAAUAUGCUCACUGUGGAGGGGAUGGGGCGUGGGGGUGGUUUAGCCUUGUUAUGGAAGGCUGACUGUGUUGUUGAUAUUCAGAGUUAUUCUCAGAGACACAUUAAUUGUUGGGUUGAUGACAUUUCUCCAAAACCACCAUGGAUGCUCUCCUGUUUUUAUGGUCAUCCCAUUACUGACAAAAGGGUUGAGGGUUAUAAUAUUUUAAGGCAUCUUCAUUCUUUUAAUCCUAAGAUGUGGCUGUGCAUUGGGGACUUUAAUGAGAUAUUAUUUCAAAGUGACAAGGAAAGAGGUGCACCUCGGCCUGUGAAACAGAUGGCUCUCUUUAAGGAUGUCUUAGAUGAGUGUCAACUCCAUACUUUAAACUUUGUUAAGGGGAAAUACACGUGGUCUAACAAUAGAACUGAUUCCUCCUUCACUAAGGAGAAACUUGAUAGGGCAGUGGCAUCUUCUGCCUGGUGUGAGGAGUUUGGCUUGGUUGAGGUCAGAUUACUAUUUUCUGUUUCAUCUGAUCACAACCCUCUUCUACUAUCCACUCCAUCUAGGCAUUAUGUGUCUAGCAAUUUGAAGAGGCCAAGUCGAUUUGAAGCACGAUGGGUAGCUUAUGAGGAUUAUGGUGAGGCCAUUCACUCUAGUUGGUUGCAGUCAAGUGGGGUUUCGGGGGAUCUGGCAUCCUUGUCCUCAAAAUUGGCUAGUUCCUCAAUUUCAAAAACAAGCAAGUUACAGCAAGAAAUCUCCCUUUUACAGGAAAGCCUCUACUUGACAUGGAAACAAAGGGCCAAAGUUCACUGGUUACAGCAGGGGGACAGGAAUACAAAGUUUUUUCACCUGAGUGCUAGUCAAAGACAAAAGAGGAAUAGGAUUUCUCUGGUGAAGGCUGAGGAUGGGGAUCUCCCCUCUAAAGUUUCUGCAUCAAUGAAUACAGACAUGCAGCAGGCAUUCACUGAAGAGGAGGUUAAAACUGUUGUCUUCCAAAUGGGACCCUAUAAAGCCCCAGGUCCUGAUGGUUAUAGCCCCUGUUUCUAUCAAUCUCACUGGGAUAUGGUGGGUAAGGAGGUUUGUCAUGCUAUCCUUUCCUUCCUCAAGUCUCCUUUGAAUAUUGCCACCAUAAACCAUAUUUUUCUGGUGUUAAUUCCUAAAUGUAGUAACCCUGAAAGUGUUUCUGAUUAUAGACCUAUAAGUCUAUGUAAUGUUAUCUAUAAGAUUAUCACCAAGAUGCUUACUAACAGACUGAAAUCUAUUAUGCCUUUUCUCAUUUCACCAAACCAAUGUGCCUUUGUACCUGGAAGACAAAUUUCUGAUAACAUAUUGGCUGCCUAUGAAACUCUCCAUACCACGACCACACAACUCUCUGGGCAUCAAGGCUUUAUGGCUCUAAAGUUAGAUAUGAGUAAGGCCUAUGAUAGGGUGAAGUGGAAGUUUAUUCAAGUUGUUUUAUUGAAACUGGGGUUUAAUGCUCCAUGGGUUGACUUAAUCAUGGCUUGUAUUUCUUCCUCAUCUUUUUCAGUUUUAGUAAAUGGUGUUCCUCACCAUUCCUUUAGACUUGGUAGGGGCCAUAGGCAAGGCUGCCCCCUUUCUCCUUACCUAUUUAUUCUUUGUAUCGAGGCCUUGAGCUCUCAAUUGCUUGCUGCUAAACAUCAUAGGCAAUUGACUAGUGUGCCAAUAGCUCUUGGUCAGAUUAGGCUUAACCAUCUAUUUUUUGCAGAUGAUAGCCUUUUAUUUUGCAGGGCUUCUUUGCAUGAAUGGGUUCACUUGAACACCAUCCUUUCCAUCUAUGAAGCUACCUCUGGUCAGCAGCUCAAUAAAGAUAAAACUUCACUAUUUUUCAGCAGGAAUACUAAGGCUAAAACAAAGAGGUACCUUAUGGAGGUGUCAGUUGACACGGUGAUCAAAAGGUUGGAUAAUUGGAGGAAUAAGUUUCUAUCUAAAGCUGGGAAGGAAAUACUUAUCAAAGCUGUUCUGCAAGCUUUACCUACCUACAGUAUGAGUGUCUUUUUACUUCCAAAGGCCCUUUGUUCCAGAUUGCAUUCAUGCUUUGCCAAGUUCUGGUGGGGACAUCAAGACAACCGCACUAAGAUACAUUGGACAAGCUGGGAUUUCUUAAGUUCAGGCAAAGCUGUUGGUGGGUUAGGUUUUCGGGAUCUUCAUAGUUUUAACUUAGCCUUAUUGGCCAAGCAGGUUUGGAGACUAGAAAUGUGUCCUGAGUCCUUAUCAAGUAGAAUUCUCAAGGCUAAAUACUUCCCUCACACCUCAGUUCUACAGGCUGGCCUUGGUUCAAGACCCUCUUACCUUUGGAGAAGCCUGUUUCUCUAUAUUCCUCUAGUUGAGGAAGGCCUCAUGUGGCGAGUGGGGGAUGGUACCAAGAUUCGAAUAUGGAAAGAUAAGUGGCUGCUGAGAAAUUCUUCCUACAGGAUUCAAUCAUCUGUGGCUGUUCUUCAUGAGAUGCUGUUGUAG
Carya illinoinensis is the source of this 2484-nucleotide messenger RNA. RefSeq lists its product as uncharacterized. The transcript is spliced from 4 exons. The record is from RefSeq and is a predicted model, not a curated record. Lineage: Eukaryota; Viridiplantae; Streptophyta; Magnoliopsida; Fagales; Juglandaceae. Bases 1 to 2484 code for a protein of 827 amino acids.